GAGAAGUAAAAUCCAGCACGAUCCGACAUGGUUGGUUGCAUGUUGACAUUAUCCCCCUCGAAUCUCUCCAAAGAAGCCCCCUUGCUCCUCCAUAUACCACCAACCUGGGCCAAGCCGGGUGCUACAGCCAGGCUCGAAACGGCUUUCAGCACCGAAGCCGGUGUGCUUGGCGAAGGGAUCUAG
Messenger RNA from Pyricularia oryzae 70-15, 183 nucleotides. RefSeq lists its product as uncharacterized. NCBI's taxonomy places the organism in Eukaryota, Fungi, Ascomycota, Sordariomycetes, Magnaporthales, Pyriculariaceae. The transcript has a single exon. Bases 28 to 183 code for a protein of 51 amino acids. The record is from RefSeq and is a predicted model, not a curated record.